AUGGGCGCUGCGGACCUCACGCCGGCGGGAACGCAACCGGAGACGAGCCAGGCGGCGGUCGCGGAAUCGGAGGCUCUGCCGCCGGGCUCGCGCGAUAGUGACGAGCCCCACAGAGACGGGCGGCACACAGAGAGCUCCGGACGGCAGGAGCACGGUGGGCCGGAGACGAGUGGCCGAACAGGGCGGGCGCCGAAUCCGCGCAGCAAGGAGGAGGAGGAGGGGCCACGCUCGGCGGAGAGGGAGCGACGCUUCGAAAGAGGGCACGUGGGCGCGUUCCGCCCACGCGGCGAGCGUCAGGAGCAGAGAGAGUGGGGCGGCGGCGCUUCGCAGGCGGCAGGACAGCAGCAGCCGCGCGGGGGCAGGGGGCAAGAGGCGGAGCAGACGCCGCCGAAGCGGCACGGUCAGCAGCAAGGUGGGCGCAGUAGCAGCAUGCGCUCGCCAAGCCGGACUAGGCAGAGGGAGCGGAGAGACUGCAGCUGGUCCCGCUCGCCGGACGGGCAUCACACGCGCAGGGAGCAGUACGCGGGAGAGCGAGCACCAACAGGGCGGCAGCUGCCGCGCACUUGGAGGGAGCACCUGGACGCCUGGUCUCCGUCGCCAGAGAGGUGGCCACGGCGCGAGACGAGCAGAAGGGAGGGGCGUGGGGUGCACGAACCGCCGACGGUGCAAUGGGGACGGACAGAGGGGCGCGGGGAGUCGAGGGAGAGGCGGUACGAGUCCGGCGGAAGCCGCCAAGAGAGCAGGACGGAGGGCGGGACUCUGGCGCGAGGGGCAGAGCGGGCACGGGAGGCCAGGGAGGGCAUGCAGAGGGCACGGGACCGACCCUGA
Molecule: messenger RNA, 828 nt
Organism: Closterium sp. Naga37s-1
Lineage: Eukaryota; Viridiplantae; Streptophyta; Zygnematophyceae; Desmidiales; Closteriaceae
Source: the annotation of a GenBank genome assembly